AUGACGACCCCAAACAAUCUGAACACCGACCCGCUCGUGCUGAAUGAGCAGCACAACUUGGACAACGGCCACGUCGAGCAGGCCAACGGGAACGGAAACGCAGGCGGGCAGACGGUAACCGACCACGCCGUCAACGCAAAGAACAGCCUAUUGAACUGCCCUGUUGCAGAGAAAGCAAAGGCUGAGGCAGCGGCCACAAAGAACGAGUUUGCAGAUCUCGCAAAUUCCCGCACCACGCCCAACCAGCCCGCCGCUACAGGCCAGCCCUUGACGCACUACCACAGCCUCUUCUAUCGACUUCUUAGCUGGAGGAACCCCCGCGCAACCGCACUUGCCUUCAUCUCGACCGUCAUCUUCAUCUUCUCCGCCCGGUACCUCAACAUUUUCCGAUACAUUCUCAAGGCUGUGUGGGUGACCCUGGGUACCACGGCUGCAGCGGAGGUUGCUGGACAGCUCACCAUCGGCAAGGGAUUCACAUCCAACUUCCGCCCGCGUCAAUACUUCACCAUCCAGAAGGCCUCGCUCGAGCGUUUCACGGAGGAUAUCGAGCAGUUCAUCAACUUCUUCGUCAUCGAGUCUCAGCGCAUAGUGUUCGCAGAGAACGUGUACACCACGAUUGCCGCUUUCUUUGCGUCCUUGACCGCUUAUUUCCUGAUCAAGUUCGUCCCUCUCUGGGGUCUCGCUCUCAUUGCUACCACCACUGCGUAUCUGGGUCCUCUCAUCUACCUCCAGAAUAAGGAGGUUAUUGACGCUCAGAUUGAAAAGGGCUACCACCUUGCGAACCAGCAGGCAACCCAGCUCCGUGACCUUGCCGCCGAGCACACCGGAAACGCGACCAAGACCCUCCAGGGAUACACUCAGCAAUACACCGCCAAGGCGCAGGACACCAUCAACCAGUACCGUGGCCGCUCUACCUCCCCGGAGGUCAAGCGUGAGGAUUUCCCCAACGCACCAAAGGAUGAGCCUGUGGGCGUGACCACGAAGGAGCCCGUAGCCCCGAAGCCAGUCGCUGAGCCUGCCUUGUAG
Molecule: messenger RNA, 1026 nt
Organism: Didymosphaeria variabile
Lineage: Eukaryota; Fungi; Ascomycota; Dothideomycetes; Pleosporales; Didymosphaeriaceae
Exons: 5
Coding region: 1-1026 (341 amino acids)
Source: RefSeq, a predicted model, not a curated record